AUCAGCUUUGGAGGGAUUCCUGGACUUGGAAAAUCAGUGGUGUUCCCACAUAAAAGCUUCAAUGGGUGUUUUGAAAAUCUCUUUUAUAAUGGAGUGGAUAUCAUUGAUUUGUCUAAGAAACACAAACCAGAGAUACUCAUCAUGGGAAAUGUGUCCUUCUGUUCACAUCCUCAAACUGUCCCUGUGACUUUUCUGAGCUCAAGGAGUUAUUUGGCUCUGCCACACCCCACUGGAGGGAACUCAAUAGCUGUCACUUUCCAAUUUCGAACAUGGAACCGAGCAGGGCUAUUGCUGAAAAGUCAGAUUCUACACUGGUCAGGGGCUCUUGUCCUUGUUCUUAGUGAUGGAAAACUCAAGCUGAGCCUCUGCCCACCUGGCCAGCCAGUGAGAGCCGUCAUAGCAGGUGAUGGAUUAAAUGAUGGUCAGUGGCAUUCUGUGUCCUUGUCUGCUAAUGGGAAUCAUUUGAGCCUGAAGGUGGACAAUGAUGUAUCCUCUGCUGCCCAUUCCCUGCGUGGGCAGAUUCAUUCUGCUAAUAACUAUUAUUGGGGAGGAUGCUAUCCUGACAACAGCUCUGGCUCUCAAUGUGAAAAUCCCCUGGGAGGGUUUCAGGGCUGCCUGAAGCUUAUCUCCAUUGGCAGCACAGUGGUGGAUUCCAUCUCAAUACAGCAGGGGGCGCUGGGAAACUUCAGCGACCUUCAGAUAGACUCCUGUGGCAUCACAGACAGGUGUUUGCCCAGCUAUUGUGAACACGGGGGUGAAUGUUCCCAGUCCUGGGACACCUUCUCCUGCGACUGCACUCACACUGGCUAUGUGGGAGCCACCUGCCAUUCCUCUCUGUAUGAGUGAUCAUGUGAAGCUUACAAGCACAGAGGAAACUCUUCAGGCUUCUACUUCAUAGACUCAGAUGGAAGUGGCCCUCUGGGACCAGCUCUUGUGUACUGGAACAUGACAGACUCUGCAUGGACUUCAGUGCAGCACAAUGGCUCCCACCUGGCCAGAGUCAAAAGCUCUCAUGGAGAAAGCCCACAGCCUGUGAUUUUCAAGUACAUGGCCAGCAUGGACCAACUCCAGGCCCUAAUUGACCAGGCGGACCACUGCCAACAGGAGCUAGCUUUCCACUGCAGGAAGUCAAGGCUUUCAGCUCACCUUGAUGGAACCCCAGUGAGCUGGUGGGUUGGAAGAACCAAUGAAACACACACUUACUGUGGAGGUUCUCUGCCUGAUGCUCAAAAGUGUACUUGUGGAUUAGAGGGGAACUGCAUUGAUUCUCAAUAUCACUGCAACUGUGAUGCUGACCAGGAUGAAUGGACCAGUGACACAGGAGUCCUUUCCCAUAAGGAGCACCUGCCAGUCACUCAGGUUAUGAUGACAGAUGCAGGCCGGCCACACUCUGAAGCAGCUUAUACCCUGGGGCCUCUGCUCUGCCGAGGGGACAAUUCAUUUUGGAAUUCAGCUUCAUUCAAUACUGAGACUUCGUAUCUUCAUUUCCCUACAUUCCAUGGAGAGCUCAGUGCUGAUGUGUCUUUCUUUUUUAAGACAACAGCUUCUUCUGGGGUGUUUGUAGAGAACCUGGGUAUCACAGACUUUAUCAGACUAGAACUGCACGCUCCCACAGAAGUGACCUUUUCCUUUGAUGUGGGGAAUGGUCCUUGUGAAGUCACAGUACAGUCACCCACUCCCUUUAAUGACAACCGAUGGCAUCACGUGAAGGCAGAAAGAAAUGUUAAAGAAGCAUCUCUCCAAGUGGAUCAGCUCCCUCAAAAGUUUCAACCUGCCCCCACUGGUGGGCACCUCCUCUUGCAGCUCAACAGCCAGCUCUUCAUUGGUGGAACGGCCAGCAGGCAGAGGGGCUUUCUGGGGUGCAUUCGGUUUCUGCAGUUGAACGGGAUGGCUCUGGACCUGGAGGGAAGAGCCAAGGUGACUCCAGGAGUGGAGGCAGGGUGUGCAGGACACUGCAGCAGCUAUGCACACUUGUGUCACAAUGGGGGCAUAUGUCAAGAACAGCACAGAGGAGUGGCUUGCGACUGUACAUCCUCUGCCUAUGAGGGCCCAUUCUGCUCACAUGAGAUUUCUGCCUAUUUUGGAGCUGGUUCCUCCAUAAUCUACAGUUUUCAAGAGCAUCACAAUUACACCUUCAAUGGGAACUCCAGCUCCUUAGCAGCUUUAUUUCAUGAGGAGCUAACACUAACCAGGGAAAUAGUCACCUUGAGCUUCCGAACCACGGGGACUCCCAGCCUGCUGCUGUUUGUAGGCUCUGUCUAUGAGGAGUACCUUUCAGUUAUCCUUGCCUCCAAUGGAAGUUUGCAGAUCAGGUAUAAGCUAGACAGACACAGAGAGCCAGAUGUUUUUAACUUUGAUUUUAAAAACCUGGCUGAUGGGCAACUUCACAAUGUGAAGAUUAACAGAGAAGCUGCAGUGGUCUUUGUAGAGGUUAACCAGAAUGCAAGGAGAAGAGCCACUCUGUCAUCAGGGAUGGAAUUCAAUGCUGUCAUAUCUCUUGUGUUGGGGAUGAUUUUAG
Molecule: messenger RNA, 2518 nt
Organism: Marmota monax (woodchuck)
Lineage: Eukaryota; Metazoa; Chordata; Mammalia; Rodentia; Sciuridae
Product: contactin-associated protein-like 3
Source: RefSeq, a predicted model, not a curated record